This is a messenger RNA of Arabidopsis lyrata subsp. lyrata, 1792 nucleotides long. Its product is annotated as mitogen-activated protein kinase 11. Gene Ontology annotation, cellular component: nucleus; cytoplasm. Lineage: Eukaryota; Viridiplantae; Streptophyta; Magnoliopsida; Brassicales; Brassicaceae. Gene Ontology annotation, molecular function: MAP kinase activity; ATP binding. The transcript is spliced from 6 exons. The record is from RefSeq and is a predicted model, not a curated record. Gene Ontology annotation, biological process: protein phosphorylation; intracellular signal transduction. Bases 512 to 1630 code for a protein of 372 amino acids.
AUUUUGGUCUUUAGAAGAUUUAUUUAGACGUUAGACAAUAUUACCGGUUUGAUUUUCUUAUUAGCUAGAUUAUUAUUUCAGUUACGGUUUAUUCUCGGUUGUGAAAAGUGAAGUUGAAUUUUAGUUAUUUCUUUCCGGUUCGGUUUGGUAUUUGGAUUGAGGUUUCCGGUUACAUUGACUUUAGACCAACAAUAUCAAGUCGUCGUCGUCGUCGUCCUCAGAGAAAAGACGAAGAAAAAAGCAAAUGUCGUGUGUUGAUUUUCACUCACGGCCCGGGUCGUCCGAGAAGACUCUUCUUCUUCUGAUUUGCCCUUCAAAAGAUCCAAACUUUCACACGUUUUCCUUUUCCCUCUUUUUAAACUCCACAUACAAAGAAGUCUCAACACGCCAAAAUCUCCUCCUCCUUCUUUUUUACGCCUUUCUCUUCCCGCGUUAUAGCUCUCUGUUUUCAUCUAAGAUUAGUUCAAUUCAUAAUCUUUGAGUUUUAAUUUUUGUUGGAAGGAAGAGAGAAAUGUCGGUAGAGACAACAUUCUUCGGUGAUGACAGCAACAGAGGAGUGAGUAUCAACGGUGGUCGUUAUGUUCAGUAUAAUGUCUAUGGAAACCUCUUCGAAGUUUCUCAAAAAUAUGUUCCUCCUCUUCGUCCUAUCGGCAGAGGCGCUUCUGGCAUCGUCUGUGCUGCAUGGAAUUCGGAGACGGGUGAGGAAGUAGCGAUCAAGAAGAUUGGUAAUGCUUUUGGCAACAUUAUCGACGCUAAGAGAACUUUGAGAGAGAUUAAGCUUCUUAAGCAUAUGGAUCAUGACAAUGUCAUUGCCAUUAAAGACAUAAUAAGACCACCGCAGCCAGACAACUUCAAUGAUGUUCACAUUGUCUAUGAGUUAAUGGACACUGAUCUUCACCACAUUAUACGCUCUAACCAACCAUUAACUGAUGAUCAUUCACGGUUCUUCCUGUAUCAGUUGUUGAGAGGACUCAAGUAUGUGCAUUCAGCUAAUGUAUUGCAUCGUGAUUUAAAACCAAGUAACUUGCUCCUGAAUGCAAAUUGUGACCUCAAGAUUGGGGAUUUUGGGCUUGCAAGGACUAAAUCAGAGACAGACUUCAUGACAGAAUAUGUCGUUACACGUUGGUACCGAGCUCCAGAGUUACUCCUUAAUUGCUCAGAAUACACUGCAGCUAUCGAUAUUUGGUCUGUCGGUUGUAUACUCGGUGAAAUAAUGACCAGAGAGCCGUUAUUUCCGGGCAGAGAUUAUGUUCAGCAGCUUAGACUCAUCACUGAGCUUAUAGGCUCACCAGAUGAUUCAAGCCUAGGAUUCUUAAGAAGCGACAACGCUAGAAGAUACGUAAGACAGCUUCCACAGUAUCCAAGACAAAACUUUGCCGCUAGAUUCCCAAACAUGUCGGUUAAUGCAGUUGAUUUGCUGCAGAAAAUGCUCGUCUUUGACCCAAACAGACGCAUUACAGUCGAUGAAGCUUUGUCCCACCCUUACUUAGCACCGCUACACGAAAAUAACGAGGAACCUGUGUGUGUGAGUCCGUUCCGUUUUGAUUUCGAGCAACCUUCAUUGACGGAAGAGAACAUCAAGGAGCUUAUAUACCGUGAAUCAGUCAAGUUUAACCCUCAAGAUUCUUAGUGUGUGAGACUUUAAGAGAAUCUUGAAAAGAAACUCAAAAGAAGCUUUACCUUCUCUGUUUGUUCAUUGAAUUUCUGAUAUAGUGAAGUCUGUAAUAUAAAAACAAAAGAGUCUGUAAUAUGAAACAAAUAAAGUUUUUACCUCGACCUUGUUUUGCAGACA